UCAAAUUUUUUUUAAAUUUCUCAAAUCGCGAAGAUGUGCUACAAACUUAAUGAAGACAGUUGGACAGUAAUCUUACAGUAUGUAGGACUGAAGGAUCAAUUAUCAUUAAUGCAAGUUUCGGAGGAAAUGAAUACCAUUGUUCAGAACAACUGGAGAUACAUUAAGGAGGCUCACAUGGACAAAGAUAUCCUUGGAGAGUUUAACGAGGAGCCGAAUGAAAUGCACAAUUUCCUAAAGCUCGCCUGUAGAUCUCUGCAAAGGUUAUUGCUCUAUGGGCCAUUCCUUAACGAACUGUUACCAUCUUGGAAGUCGUACGACUUCCCCAAGGUCCGUAGUCUCGACUGUGCUACUUGGUUCGCAUAUGAGCAUGAUGACGAUGUGACGCUGCUCCUCACAGAGCUAUUUCCAGAGCUCACUAAGCUUACACUUCGAAACACAAACCAUGGUCAUCAUCUAUGGAACUUCAGAAAACUUCAGGAGCUGACUUUGCACUCCAGUUCGUUAGAUACGCCAACACUUGAUAGAAUCUUUGGAUCGUUGCCAUUGCGGAAACUCUCGCUCUUCCCGUUCUGUACUUCUGAGGUUGGUGACCUUUCUCUGGUCCACAAAUGCGCCACCCUAGAAGAGCUGCUAAUUGAGGACUAUAACUUGACGUUCGGAACGUUAAGCAGUUUACUGAAACUGUCAAGGUUUCAACGCUUGUGUUUCUACACGCGUGACUACUAUUACAAUUAUAUGCGUAAUUUGAAGCAUUUGGAUCAAGAGUCCAGGGUGCGAUCGCUUUUAUUUAACUCAUGUUCCUGGUAUUUCCAUGAUGAUCUGGGCUUGUGUGUUGCGCGUUUUUCAAAUCUUUGUCGUCUAGUGGUACAGGAUGAUGACAUAAAUAUGAAACAGCUGUAUAUAAUUUGUUCCAAUCUGAAAAUUUUGGAGGAGUUACAUUUGAUAGAUAUUCGUGAUUUCCCGUUUGCCACGGACAUGUGGAACAUGGUCGGUGCAUGUCGAACCUUAAAGGUCCUUAACAUAUCUGACAACAAAUUGCACGAGUUCUUUUUGGAAGAGAGUAGCACAUGUCUAAAUAAAGUACUCAAGAGACGUAAUGCAAAUUCCCCUGUCACUUUUCACGUCCACAAAACCAGACUGGCUAACGAUCCUCAGAGGACAAUAGAUGCACUGCAUCAUCCCUAUUUGAAAAUCUCAUUUAAUCCAGUGCAUAUAGACACAUUGACCAUUGAGAAAAGAGCAUUUAUUGAAACGGAAUUUAGACCGUUUUAAAAAAACCUGCUAAAAACCCAAAAUGAAGACUGAAGAAUUAAUUGUGAUUGAUGCUUUUUUUCUAGUUAUUCAACUUGCAAGUUUCUACAGCAGUAAAAAUAAUAAAGUAAGUUUGCUUACCAAAAGCAUUAGAAAAAUGUCCAACAUAAUUCCCAAUAAAAAUUUAAUAAUUGUUUUCUUUUUCAAUGUU
Messenger RNA from Drosophila innubila, 1462 nucleotides. RefSeq lists its product as uncharacterized. The transcript has 2 exons. The coding region runs from base 34 to 1272 and encodes 412 amino acids. NCBI's taxonomy places the organism in Eukaryota, Metazoa, Arthropoda, Insecta, Diptera, Drosophilidae. The record is from RefSeq and is a predicted model, not a curated record. Gene Ontology annotation, molecular function: protein binding.